CAGGGCUGAAGAGGGGAGGGAAGGAAGCCAUCCGUUAUCUGCGCAACUCUACAAGGGAGGAGGUGUAAAAAGCCUUGUGUGAGGUUGUACCAGACCUCUAAGCUGCUCCAACUCCGGAGGCCUCAGGAAUCCAGGCACAGGGGUGCCUUUUCCAAGGUCAGAAGUCCCGAACAGCCCCUUUGUCUCCCAGGCAUCAACCCCAUGGAGCCCUACCGGUCCCUGGCUCUGCUGGCUGGGUCUCUGGGCUUGAUUUCCUGCCUGGUUGCUGUCAGCACCGAUUUCUGGUUCGUAGCUCUAGGACCCACCUUCUCAGCCCACUCAGGCCUCUGGCCCUCGAGGUUCCACGACCCAGUAGCAGCCUACAUUCAUGUGACUCAGAGUUUCUGCAUUCUGGCGGCCCUCUGGGGCCUGGUGUCCCUGGGCUUUCUGAUCUUGUCCUGCAUCCCUGCCUUGUCCGCUCCAGGCCGAGGUCCUCUGGUGGCCACCAUCACAGCCUUUGCCGCAGCGCUGUUCCUGAUCGUGGCCAUGGCCGUUUACACCAGUGAGCGAUCGAAACAGCUUCCACAUCCCCAAAUUCAGACUUUCUUCUCCUGGUCAUUCUACCUGGGCUGGGUCUCAGCCAUCUUGUGGCUGUGUACAGGUUCCCUGAGUCUGUGCGCUCACUGUGGCGCCCCUCGACCUGGCUACGAAACCAUGUGAAAGGAAGACAAAAAAGAAAUAAAGCGAGUUUGGGGCACUGUGUUGAGACGUUGGGAGCUACAGGAAACGAACGUUUGAUUCUGCCUCAGCCUUUCCCUCCUGGCCCUCGCCCUUCAACUAUUUCUUUACUUUCAAUAAAAAUUCUGCUGAAA
Messenger RNA from Perognathus longimembris pacificus (Pacific pocket mouse), 851 nucleotides. RefSeq names its product natural killer cell granule protein 7 (gene Nkg7). The transcript has 4 exons. The record is from RefSeq and is a predicted model, not a curated record. Lineage: Eukaryota; Metazoa; Chordata; Mammalia; Rodentia; Heteromyidae. Gene Ontology annotation, cellular component: plasma membrane. The coding region runs from base 202 to 699 and encodes 165 amino acids.